Fulmarus glacialis (Northern fulmar) is the source of this 523-nucleotide messenger RNA. Its product is annotated as carboxypeptidase A6-like. The transcript has 5 exons. The record is from RefSeq and is a predicted model, not a curated record. Lineage: Eukaryota; Metazoa; Chordata; Aves; Procellariiformes; Procellariidae. Gene Ontology annotation, biological process: proteolysis. Gene Ontology annotation, molecular function: metallocarboxypeptidase activity; zinc ion binding. The annotation marks the transcript as partial.
UGAUAAAGUCAUACGAGUCGUUCCUGAGAGCGAGAGGGAAACGCAGAUCCUGAAGGCUGCAUUUAACAGGCUUGAGGUGGACCUGUGGCAGCCCAGCAGCCCCUUCCACAUCGUCGAAGGUACGGUCACCGACGUGCGAGUACCACAGAACACAUCCCGAAGUCUGCUGCCCUACCUCCAGCAAGCAAACAUCCAGUACACGAUUCUCAUAUCAGACCUACAGAAAGCAAUAGAAAACCAAACUGGACUGAGGUCAUAUAGGAAUCGAAGGUCCCUUUCUGGAUAUAACUAUGAAGUAUAUCACUCCCUGGAAGAAAUCCAGGGUUGGAUGCAUCAUCUGAAUAAAACUCGUUCAGAUCUUGUUCACAUGUUCUCUGUUGGAAAAUCCUAUGAAGGAAGACCACUGUUUGUACUCAAGUUAGGUAAAAGAUCACGGCCCUACAAGAAAGCUGUCUGGAUAGACUGUGGGAUUCAUGCAAGAGAGUGGAUUGGCCCUGCCUUUUGCCAGUGGUUUGUGAAAGAA